Messenger RNA from Sporothrix schenckii 1099-18, 552 nucleotides. RefSeq lists its product as uncharacterized. Gene Ontology annotation, molecular function: CoA-ligase activity. Lineage: Eukaryota; Fungi; Ascomycota; Sordariomycetes; Ophiostomatales; Ophiostomataceae. Bases 1 to 552 code for a protein of 183 amino acids. The transcript is spliced from 2 exons. The record is from RefSeq and is a predicted model, not a curated record.
AUGCGAUUUGUCGACGACGACCUCAAGGACGUGCCGGACGGCCAGCCCGGCGAGAUCCUGUUCACAGCGCCGACUGUUUUCAUGGGCUAUAAGAAGAACCCGGCGGCCAACGCCGAGGCCUUCCCCUUCAACGACGGCUGGCUGCGCACGGGCGACGUCGGCCGUAUCGACGCCGACGGCUACGUCUGGCUCACAGACCGCAAAAAGGACCUGAUCAAGUACAAGGGCAACCAGGUCACGCCGGCGGAGCUUGAAAACGUCCUGCACUCUCACCCGCUCGUCACCGAAGCCGGCGUCUGCGGCGCCUGGGACGCCGUCCAAGAGACCGAAGUGCCCGUGGGUUAUGUUAACUUUAAGCCCACUGUAUCUGUCGCCGACCGCCCGCGCGUUCUGCAGGACGUUUUGGCGUUUGCCAACAGCAAGGUGGCGCGGACCAAGAAGCUGCGCGGUGGCCUAUUUUAUCUUGAGACAUUCCCGCGCAACGCUACGGGCAAGUUGAUGCGGCGCAGCUUGCCAGCACGUCUCCAGGCCACGCGCAAUGCGAAGCUGUAG